CUCCAGGACCUCCAGGACCAGGAUUGGCCCCCCCUGCACUAAAUACACAGCAGUCGUUGACUCCCAGACCAGGUUAGUCGGACCGUCUCGGUGUUCUGGGAGGGUCGAGGUCUACCAUGAUGAAGUUUGGGGGACGGUGUGUGAUGACGGCUGGGACCUCAGCGACGCCGCGGUUGUCUGCAAGCAGCUGGGAUGCGGCCCCCCACAGAGGGCCCCCACGGUCGCCUACUUUGGUGAAGGAACCGACCCGAUCUGGCUGGACGACGUGGCCUGCAAAGGAACCGAGAGCAGCUUGGCUGAUUGUCUCCACGGAGGAUUUGGAAGGCAUAACUGUGGACAUGGAGAAGACGCUGGUGUCAUCUGUGAAGUUUCAUUGGUCAGGACCAGGAGAAACCCAGUUCAGACUGGCUGGUCCAACCCGGUGUUCAGGGAGGGUGGAGGUUUACCAUGGACACGCCUGGGGGACGGUGUGUGAUGACGGCUGGGACCUGAGCGACGCCGCGGUGGUCUGCAGGCAGCUGGGCUGCGGCGCGGCGCUCAGCGCUCCGACCUCGGCCUACUUUGGCCAGGGAACCGGGGAGAUCUGGCUCAGUGACCUGGGCUGUUCAGGAACGGAAGUCAGCCUCUCUGAAUGCUCCUACACGGGGUUCGGCAUUCGGAACUGUGAUCACAGUGAAGACGCUGGCGCCACCUGUGCUGGAGCCCAGAUCCGGUUGGCCGGUCCAACCCGGUGCUCCGGGCGGGUCGAGGUUCUGUUCAACGGCACCUGGGGGACGGUGUGUGAUGACAGCUGGGACCUGAGCGACGCCGCGGUGGUCUGCAGGCAGCUGGGCUGCGGGCCGCCUCAGGCCGCCCUCAGCGCCGCAAGCUUUGGGGAAGGAACCGGCCCGGUCUGGUUCGCUAACAUGAGCUGCUCCGGAACCGAAGCGGACCUGACUGAGUGCGGCCACAGCGGGUUUGGGGCGAACCGCUGCGGACACGCUGAGGACGCCGCGGUGGUCUGCGGCGCCCCGGUCAGACUGGCGGGUCCAACCCGAUGUUCUGGACGGGUGGAGGUCUACCACAGCCACAGCCAGGCCUGGGGGACGGUGUGCGAUGACGGCUGGGACCUGAGCGACGCCGCGGUGGUCUGCAGGGAGCUGGGCUGUGACCGGGCCUAUGAAGCUCCAGGUGGGGCCCAGUUCGGACCCGGAACUGGAAGCAUCAUGCUGGACGACCUGGUCUGCUCCGGUACCGAGAGGAGCCUGACGGACUGCGGCCACAGCGGGUUUGGGCUGCAGAACUGUGACCAUGAUGAGGACGCCGGAGCGCUCUGUGAAGGAAUCCUUAGGAAGGUGGUGAGACUGAAGGUUCUGCAGGAUUCCUCUCUGGACCUGAACUACCCGGCGGUGCUGGACGGGUUUCUGAACCAGCUGAAACAGAAGCUGCAGGAUCAGGAGCUGAACGGAAACAUCAAACUGAGCUGGAUGACUUCACACGGAAAAAUCUUCAACAAGGACAAAGGACAAAACUGAAGAGCAGAAUAAAUAAAGUCUUUGUUUCCUGAGUGA
Molecule: messenger RNA, 1550 nt
Organism: Gambusia affinis (western mosquitofish)
Lineage: Eukaryota; Metazoa; Chordata; Actinopteri; Cyprinodontiformes; Poeciliidae
Product: deleted in malignant brain tumors 1 protein-like
Exons: 7
Coding region: 117-1514 (465 amino acids)
Cellular component (GO): membrane
Source: RefSeq, a predicted model, not a curated record